ACACGUAUGUACCUCUCUCUAACACAUGCUUCAAAAACGCUCACCACAUCGGAUAUCGUUACGGAGCAGGCGGCCUUAGACUAGGCAAUCGCCUGUGAAUUACCUAUCUAAGCAAACGACUACCUCUAAACAAUGCGCGCUUCGGAUCCCACGAUAGAUUCCAGGGUACGGCGAUCAUGGGCAACCAGCAGAGCAGAGUAACCGCCCAGGACAAAGCAAUCCUCGACCUCAAACUCCAGCGCGACAAGCUACACCAGUACCAGCGGCGCAUCACGGUGCUCACGGACAAGGAGACGGCCGUAGCGCGCCAGAUGCUCGCGGCCGGCGACAAGAAGCGCGCUCUCCUCGCCCUGCGGCGCAAGAAGUACCAAGAAUCGCUGCUCGAGAAGACCGACGCCCAGCUGGCCCAGCUCGAGCAGCUGACGCGCAGCGUCGAGUUCGCGCUUAUCCAGAAGGACAUCGUCUUCGGCCUGCAGGAAGGCACCAAGGUGCUGAAGGAGAUCCACGCCGAGAUGGGCGGCGUCGAACACGUCGAGAAGCUGAUGGGAGAGACUGCUGAUGCUGUUGCUUACCAGAAGGAAAUAAGCGAGAUGUUAGGCGGCAGGAUAACAAACCAAGACGAGGACGAAGUUGAAGACGAGCUCGCCGCUCUCGAGCUAGAAGUCAACGGCCCAGCACCGCUGCCAAACGUACCGAAUACCAAGCUACCCAAGGUCGAGGUCACGCAACAAGAAGAAGCAGCCCCUCAAGAGCAAGAACCCGAACAAGAACGAAGGGCAAUGCUUGCCGCGUAAACUACGUUCGACUGACUAGAGCAAACGGGGAGAUAACUACGAAAUAAACUGCAUAAUGGAGGAUGGAGCAUGAGAAGUUGUUGGAAACAUUGGGUGUAUAGUACGACGGGAGUCAAGGAGGUGACCCUCCUGGAGCUGUUUUGAUUUGGAAGUUGGGCGUUACUUCAGAGGUGAUAUAGAAUAGCAUCGUGAAGAUAGCUGGCUGCUUUGGCUAUUAUAAUCAAUGAAUAGAAAGUGGAAAUUUCCUCAUUUUCUCA
This is a messenger RNA of Annulohypoxylon maeteangense, 1051 nucleotides long. RefSeq names its product charged multivesicular body protein 6. Gene Ontology annotation, cellular component: multivesicular body; ESCRT III complex. Gene Ontology annotation, biological process: late endosome to vacuole transport via multivesicular body sorting pathway; vesicle budding from membrane. The record is from RefSeq and is a predicted model, not a curated record. Lineage: Eukaryota; Fungi; Ascomycota; Sordariomycetes; Xylariales; Hypoxylaceae. The transcript has 3 exons. The coding region runs from base 177 to 794 and encodes 205 amino acids.